AUGAGAAAAGACGACGGCGACGACUUGCCGGACGGAAUAUACGUGCAUGCUCAGCAUUCCAACUCCGACCGCCGGAUUAUGGACACCCCUGGCCCGUCCCUCAGAGUUUAUCAAGUUUGGAAAGGAAACAAUAAAUUUUGCUUUAAUGGCAGACUGAUGUUUGGUCCGGAUGGCAAGUCAUUGAUUCUUACUAUGUCGCUGAUUGUGGUUCCGGUGAUCUUGUUUUGUUCUUUCGUUUCUAGUGGACUAGUUCAUAUGUACCCCCACCAUAUUGGCAAUUGUAUUGUGGCUAUAGCUGUCGUAUGCGCAAUCUAUGUUGUUAGUCUUCUCUUCAUUACAGCUUCAAGAGAUCCUGGUGUUAUUCCUCGAAGUCUGCAUCCUCCUGAACCAGAAGAUGAUGGUUAUAUGUCUAGUAUGUCAUCUGAGUGGCCGGGAAGUCAGAAUGGACCACCGACUGUACCACCCACAAAAGAUGUGAUGGUUAAUGGCUCAAUUGUCAAGGUCAAAUACUGCCAUACAUGCAUGCUAUAUCGUCCGCCCCGAUGCUCGCACUGCUCUAUAUGCAACAAUUGUGUGGAGCGUUUUGAUCACCAUUGCCCAUGGGUGGGGCAAUGUAUUGGGAGAAGGAAUUAUCGAUUCUUUUUCAUGUUUGUGGUCUCCACAGCCAUGCUGUGCAUCUAUGUCUUUGCCUUCUGCUGGGUAAACAUCAUGAAAAUAAUGGAUGCUAACCAUUGCAAUCUCUGGAGUGCUUUAUUGAAGUCACCAGUUUCAGGAAUUCUAAUUCUGUAUACAUUUGGAGCUGCUUGGUUUGUUGGAGGUCUCAGCGGCUUCCAUCUAUAUUUGAUCUGCACCAAUCAGACAACAUAUGAGAACUUCCGGUAUCGGUACACUAUCAAGAUGAACCCGUAUAAUCGUGGGUGUUUUGAAAAUAUUGCGGAAGUCUUCUGCUCUAGGAUUCCUCCAUCUAAACAUAACUUCGGGGAAAAGGUUAAGGUCGAUUCUGUCUACACCAAUUCAACAAUUUCAUUAGGUCAUCCCAUGAGCCCUGAGAUGCCUAAAACAAGAUAUGACAUAGAGAUGGGAAAACGUCAAGCUGUGGCGGCUGAAGAUCUUGAGGAUCUACAGAGUCAGAUUGAAACUGUUGUUGGAUUGGAUAGGUUGGAGAGGUGUGGAACUCAGCCGAGACAUUCAAAUUCAAACUGGGAUCAGAAAGCCAACUGGCCAUCCUCACCUGAUAUACAAAUGUUGGCUGCUGAGUUCGGAAUGGAAGACGGUUCAACGACAAGCAGGCAGAAGAUUGGAGGACCUAAUGACCUAAAGUAGAUUAAUUUAUGUUGAUCUUACAGCCAAGUUUGAUAGUAGUUGCUAACCUAGAUGAUGGGACUUGGAUAUUGACAUAGUGCUGAACUCCCACACUAUUUGAAGGAUGUUAUCACACUCAAAUUCUCAAUGGUAGGAUUGAUUCAGAAUGAGAGCUGCGGUUCAGUUGAAACAGUAAAGAGGCAAUUUUCCAUAAAUCAAACUGCAUUUAUGGAUACCUGGAUUGAAGUGUAGUUUUC
Molecule: messenger RNA, 1559 nt
Organism: Fragaria vesca subsp. vesca
Lineage: Eukaryota; Viridiplantae; Streptophyta; Magnoliopsida; Rosales; Rosaceae
Product: probable S-acyltransferase At3g26935-like
Exons: 5
Coding region: 1-1323 (440 amino acids)
Biological process (GO): protein targeting to membrane; peptidyl-L-cysteine S-palmitoylation
Cellular component (GO): endoplasmic reticulum; Golgi apparatus
Molecular function (GO): protein-cysteine S-palmitoyltransferase activity
Source: RefSeq, a predicted model, not a curated record